Molecule: messenger RNA, 1180 nt
Organism: Trichobilharzia szidati
Lineage: Eukaryota; Metazoa; Platyhelminthes; Trematoda; Strigeidida; Schistosomatidae
Source: the annotation of a GenBank genome assembly
UAAUUCCGUUUUUUUAAAAUUUUGCUUAUUGUUAUUAAAUAAUUGAUUGUAGGGCGUGUGUAAGAUUAUGGUUAUUAAUCUAGGUGUGUACGUGUUUGUGUAAUUUUGUUCUGUCGACAUAUGGUUGGUGUGUAUUUGAGUCGUUACAGUAUACCUUGACACAUAACUCACACACACACAAACACACACAGGCGCAUUCUUAUUUGUGUUCACACUUAACACAAUAAGGCGCUAUACACACAAAACAUAUUGAACAUAUCCACCGGUAAAUAAAAGUUGAUAUUACACCGGGAAAAUAAUUCUACUCUACUCUACUCAACUCAACUCUAAUUUUUUUUAAAAACUUUCUUCUGGAAUUAUAUUCAUCAAACUCCAGUUCAUACAAAACAAAGCCAAAACUAUGGAUAAAACUGAAAUAAUAACAAAAACAGAUGAUACUACCGUAGUCAAACGUAAAAAAUCUAGCAAAUUUGGACGCUUUCUUUCCCAUUUAAAGCGUAAAUCACAUCAUACAUCGACUGCAACCACAACAUCUCUAUCGUCAAUUCAACAACCAUCAACAGCAAGUGUUUCUUCAAUCAAUACACAUCGUGCACAUGGUUGUUCAACAUUUUCAAAUUGGUUUAAUAAAAACAAAGAGAAUGUUCAUGAUAAAAGAUCUACAGUUAAACAUAAAAAGUAUAAAGAAGUUCAAGGAACUGUUAUGUUUGAUCAAACAACUCACUCGGAUGUAUAUGAUCGAAUUUUAAAGAAUAGUAUACUUGGUACUAAAUUGGUUAAAAAAGCUGUAAUAUGCAAUCGAAACUCCGGAGCUAUCAAUGCCUAUGGACCAGAGGAUUUUACACCGUCUGUAGAACAAAUCAAUAAGUUUUUAAUGUUAUCACAAGCUGAACGUGCAGAUCGUGUUAUUCUGGAUAAACACUUUGAAAUCGGUAUGGAUAAAUGCUUGUACAAAGAUGUGGAAGAUGAUACAGGCGUACUGGUAGCCGAUGUAAUCCAGUAUUACACCAUACCAAAUGCAAAUGAACAGCAUAGUAGUACUGUUGAUAAGUAUGAGUUAGCUGGCCUGCUGACAAAGAAUUCAAUACUUAUUGGCAUUUAUACUGCUGAGCAUAGAAAAAAAGAGUCAAAACAAUUAUUACUUGAAAUGAGAGAUUAUUUACAUGCACAAGGAAUGUAA